AUGAGCUGUUUGAAAUCCAAUUUAUAUCAAAUAAUUAAACAGAUAAACAUAAAAAACUUAGUAAGUCCUCUUAGGCUUAUCAAUCCAUUGUUUAAAGUGCUUUUAUUAGGCAAUUUUUUCACAAUUUUAUGAAUUUAUAAUUAUUUGCUUAUCAAUUUUACUAUUCCCUUAUCAUUAUCAACUUUUUCAAUGAAAAACUCCAGAGAAAUGCUUAAGAGGAUAUAG
Molecule: messenger RNA, 225 nt
Organism: Blepharisma stoltei
Lineage: Eukaryota; Ciliophora; Heterotrichea; Heterotrichida; Blepharismidae
Source: the annotation of a GenBank genome assembly